AUGCGAUUUUUCCCUGCUUGGUUAUUUGGCUCAAGCGCCGGAGAGGAUCAGAUACAAAUGGCGCCUGAGCCAAUCAUCAUUGACCCAUUGGGGGAUGUAUUAUUGACCUUGACGAAUCCAGGUGCUAGGUUUGCGGUUUGGCACCGCGAUACUGAUCAUACUGAUCGUAGAAAGAGUAGCAACAUUGAGGAAGGCGUUGAGUUCGGUCCGUCUGAUGAAGAUUCUGACACGGUGGUCGAGGAGGAGCGUCCAGUGCAUCAGGAGAUGUUGACGAACAAGAGGAGGAGAAGUCAAGAGGUCGCCAGACGACCAAUAUCAAAGCGACAGAAACGGCAAUCCGCAGGCGAGAGUGUAGUCCUCAACCCAGCAGAAAGUGAUUUCGAGGGGCUAGCAGGAGACGGGGUCGGCCCGGCAAUCGUGUAUCGUGUGUCCUCAAGACACUUGAUGAGCGCCUCAGCCAGAUUUCGGAAGGAAUUAACAUCUCUGGAUGAAAGCAAAAAGAACGAAGAUGAAGAUUACAACUUGGAGACUUCUGACUGGGACCCUGAGGCUUUCGCCAUCCUGCUUAACACUCUGCAUCUUCGACAUAGACAGGUACCGAAAAAGUUGUCACUGGAAAUGCUUGCCAAGGUAGCCGUGCUUGUUGAUUACUACAACUGUGGGGAGGCAUUCGACCUGUUGGCAUCGAUAUGGGUUCCGCAUGUUCGUACACACUACCCGGUACCCGUGGAGUACUGUCGUGACCUGAUGUUAUGGAUGCUCGUUUCCUGGGUAUUCAAACUACCAGAAGAGUUCAAGGAGACUACAGAAAAGACUAUACUUCAAAGUAAAGAGGCUUGUGUACGUGACAUGGGUUUGGGCAUACCUUCGGUUGUUCUUGAACGAAUAGAGAGCACCCGCUCUCUGACUAUCCAAGCGAUAGUAUCUACCGGUGUCUACUGGUUGGAAACGUUCAACACUGGUUGGCGUUGCGAGUACGACAUCACCAGAUCCUUCGAGUGCGGUUCCAUGCUGCUUGGUGCGCUGUGCAAAGAAUUGAAGCGCAUUGGCUUCCAAUCGCCCAAACCUACUGCACCGUUCAGUGGCAAAAGCGUGGAGAGUGUAUGCAAAGAUGUGCGGAGUAUACGAUCUCCGACAUGGCAGUAUCAGGGCAAGGGUGAGCACGCUACAGAUGAGCCAGUACACUAUUGCGGCUUCGGAGAUACGAUCAUACUUGAGAGCGAAAACAUUCUUGCCAACGCCGAAGGACUGAGACUGGCUGACUUUGAAGACCGCGGCGAGGAAUCCGAAUAG
This is a messenger RNA of Plenodomus lingam JN3, 1293 nucleotides long. RefSeq lists its product as uncharacterized. The record is from RefSeq and is a predicted model, not a curated record. NCBI's taxonomy places the organism in Eukaryota, Fungi, Ascomycota, Dothideomycetes, Pleosporales, Leptosphaeriaceae.